AGACGCAUGUAUUUCAACUACAAUUAAUCAUUAAACUUAUUCAGAUGAAGGAAGUUUGUAUUUCAACCCAAACGAAUGAGUAAACAAACUUUGUCGAUUGAGAUCGUACGCAACAUCAUCAUUACAGCUUCCUGGCAAUAUAACACACUAAUCAGUCUAACGGAUUAUAAUAUGUGUGAUUCAUAAUACACAUGUCUGGAUAACAUUCCUUUAUUACUAAGAACGGACAUCAGAAGCGUGAACGUUCAAAUAAUAUCAAUAUGAAUAUGAAUGACGUGCCGUCAGAUAUUAUAUUGGAAAUUUUCACCUACCUACCGCAGCCUGUCUUAGUCGCCACCAUUAGACUUGUUUGUCACAGAUGGAACGAACUGUCGUCUGCUCCAGGUUUAUGGCACCAACUUAAUUUGUACCACUCUUCAAUAUUUCUAUCGGCGUCUAAACACAAAUUGGAUGCUUUGCUGCAAAAAAUAGGUCAUCAUGUUAAAGCCCUUAAAACCAGAGUUCCGUGUGUUUAUACAAAGUUUGGACCGAGGUUCUUUACAGAUUUAAAAUCUUUGCAUAUCAGAAUGUAUGAUAAUGAUGACAUUGAAAAGUUUGAAGAUAUUAUCGACUGUUUUAAAGAUCUGGAGACAUUUAAACUUGACGUAUCAACUUUUGAAAGAUUAACUAGUAUAAUUUCAAUUGUCAAGCGACUCACAAAUCUUCGAAAGUUUCAUUUGCGCCAUUUCUUUUGCAAUCAUUCUUCAAAUCUCAAAUUGAUGCCUCAUGUUUUUCAAGUUUUAUUUCAAAAUACAAAAUUACUAACCCAUGUCACACUGAGUUGUGGAGAUAUUUAUUUGGAUUUAGCCAUUCAAACUUUAUCUGAGAAAAAUCCUAAUUUAGUGGAGUUAAAUUUGAACAGAUGCAGUGGCCUUACUAGUACUGCAUUCACAAGAUUACAGUUUUCUAAACUGAGGUCACUUGUUCUCGAUCGAACACCUGUUGAUGAUCAGGCCUUAAAACUUGUAGCGGAAAAUUCGCCUUACUUAGAAACUCUUUCGAUUUCUAAAUGUAGGAAUGUUACAGACAAAGGACUGUAUUAUAUCGGUAUGAAAUGCAUACGGCUCCGAAAAAUAACAAUCAAUAUGUAUUCAUCGGGCCUUGAUCAGUGUUGUCAAGUGACCAAUUCAGGUCUUCUAAGCGUUGCCGAGGGAUGCAGUGAUUUGCGACAAAUAAUAGGAAACUACCACCCAUAUAUUAAUGGUGAUAUUUUUUCCAAUAUAAGCCAGUUGUGUUCGAAUAUACAAGUUCUAGAAUUUGAAAAGAUUAACAGCGUGACAGACGUGGCUCUUAUUGCCAUAUCAACACAUUGUACAGUAUUACAAUGUGUAAAUUUCAGUGAAUGUGAAGGUGUUAGUGGUUCUGGUGUGAGCAGUUUUCUUCUAAACUGUAAAUGGCUGAAGCAAGCGAAGUUUAAUUCAUGCAUGGAUGUUGCUAACAUUUCACUAGGUUCCACUAUAUGCCAAGAAUAUUACGACACACAGAGAUCAGAACAAUGUGGAAAUAGUUUGACAAAAUCUCACUCAUAUAUACAAGUAUUGCAUUUUCGAUAUUGCAAAUAUUUGACUGCUAAAUCUCUAAUAGAAAUUUCACAGUUUUGUCCAGAUUUAAAUGAAUUACGAAUAGCCGGAUGGACUGCUGCUUCUGAUACAGACGAUGCGUUAGUACGACUUUUAACUAGCUGUCCCAACCUUCAGUUACUUUUAUGUUCAGGUAUUCAAGAUACAGAGGAAACAAAUUUCACAUCCAGAACCAUAGAAGCAAUAGCCAACUAUGGACACAAUUUAAAGCAGCUUCACUUUUCAUUAAACUAUUUUAUCACAAUCGAUGACCUACAAAAGGUAUUGUCUAUGUGCAGCAACCUUGAGCAAGUAACUUUCUAUGUAAACGAAAACACCACACUGUAUUUCAGAGACAUUGAGCUUCUAAUUGCCAAUUGUGAUACGAAAAAGAUUGGUCUCAAUUCUUAUAAACGUUUGAUGACAACAUGCUGUCAGAUUUCUAUUAAAAACUGACCAUUU
This is a messenger RNA of Mytilus trossulus (common blue mussel), 2060 nucleotides long. RefSeq lists its product as uncharacterized. The record is from RefSeq and is a predicted model, not a curated record. The coding region runs from base 261 to 2054 and encodes 597 amino acids. The transcript has 2 exons. Gene Ontology annotation, molecular function: protein binding. Gene Ontology annotation, cellular component: SCF ubiquitin ligase complex. Lineage: Eukaryota; Metazoa; Mollusca; Bivalvia; Mytilida; Mytilidae. Gene Ontology annotation, biological process: SCF-dependent proteasomal ubiquitin-dependent protein catabolic process.